AUGGCGGGCGAGGUCGUGCAAAUUUGGGAGAGUGAUGAUCGGGUCCCGCCGGAAGUUGGGCGGGUCACGGCCUCGUUAAGAACGGCGGCGGCGGCGGCGACGCGCGAUCGGCGCCCGACGCCCCUCGGAAUGUUGCGUGAGGCGGCGUCAAUAGCUGCAGCGACGCCUAACUCCAUCGUUCGCCGCCAGCCGGCGCUGCCGCCGCCGCCGCCGCCGCCGCCGCCACCGCGCCUCCGCUGUGGCCGCCCCGGGCCGCACCCCCUCCCCUCCCCCUCCUAUCCGCGAGGUGCGACUCGCACGCGCCAAACUGCCGACGUGGGAGGCGCCGCCCCCGCCUCCUCCACCGCCCCCGCCGCCCUUUGUGGCAGCACCGCGUCGGCCAUGGCGAGCGGAAAGCGCCGGCAGACAGCUCAGCGCGGCCCUAAUUGCUUGCCGGCCGUGACGUCUGGGGGGCGGCGCGAGCCGGCGCAGCGGUCCUCAGAGGGCCGCGCCGGAAGGCGCUCUGCGGCUCCUGGACCUCGACGGCCUCUGUUUGCUGUCCCACCCUUCAGUCCAUCUGCGGCGGAGAUAGAAUCAAUAGCGGCGGCCGGCGCGCCACACGUUGAGUACACAGCUAUUAGGCAAAUGGGGAGGCUGGGAGAUGCCUCACCCCAGUCCCGUUUCCACCCCAGCUCCGGCGCAACUGCAAACACAGCGGGCAGGGCGGCCGAGGUCGCGGCGUUCGCGGCCGUUCUCGGCCUUAUCUUGGGCCACGUGCCCGCCGCCUGCGUCAACAGAGCGACCCUCCACUCCGCCCCGGGCCAACAUGCGCCCAGGAGGAUGGAAACGUUUCAGCAGUGGUAG
Molecule: messenger RNA, 843 nt
Organism: Schistocerca nitens (vagrant locust)
Lineage: Eukaryota; Metazoa; Arthropoda; Insecta; Orthoptera; Acrididae
Product: cuticlin 2-like
Exons: 3
Coding region: 1-843 (280 amino acids)
Source: RefSeq, a predicted model, not a curated record